Molecule: messenger RNA, 1113 nt
Organism: Populus nigra (black poplar)
Lineage: Eukaryota; Viridiplantae; Streptophyta; Magnoliopsida; Malpighiales; Salicaceae
Product: cell number regulator 8-like
Exons: 3
Coding region: 215-961 (248 amino acids)
Source: RefSeq, a predicted model, not a curated record
GGUUUUCGACAUCAUCAAGAAUGAAAAUAAUAACAGAGAAUACCAACAACCACAAAUUUUGGGAUUGACUCUUGACCACUUAAUGUUCUCUCUUUCUUUGCUAACGUUUCCAGAUUCAAUUUCCUCUGCCAUUUCACCCUUUUUCAAUUUUCACUUGUCUCUAUAAAAUUCAAUUGCAGGGCUUGCUUUUCUUCUCGAUUCAGUUCUCUCCAAUAUGGCUGACAACAGCAAUCCAAGCUUUGACAGAAACAAUAAUGAUGGCGAGGAAGCGAGCCCUCUUUUGAACAAGAACCUUGAAGAACAAAACGACAAGAAACCCACCAAGGUUUCUCCUGAUGCAAAGACGGCCACCGCCUCCCCGGGAUCUGCUUCGCCUGAAUAUGGGUGGGCCGUGAAUGGGCUGCCGUUGAGUCAUGGGAACGUGGUGGGUGAGCCUAUGGGUCGGAAUCAGUGGGACUCCAGCCUUUUUGCUUGCCUUGGUCGCAACGAUGAAUUCUGUAGCAGCGAUCUUGAAGUCUGUCUUCUUGGAAGCACUGUCCCUUGCAUGCUGUACGGAAGCAAUGUAGAGAGACUUGGAUCUGCUCCUGGAACAUUUGCAUCCCACUGCAUGUCAUACUGUGGUCUGUACCUGAUCGGCAGGUCAUUUUUCGGUGGGAAUUGCAUUGCACCAUGGUUUUCAUAUUCUAGCCGUACAGCUAUCCGUCGGAAGUUUAACCUAGAGGGUAGCUGUGAGGCACUUGAUAGGUCAUGUGGGUGCUGUGGGAGCUUUGUGGAAGAUGAUUUGCAACGUGAGCAAUGUGAGACAGCAUGUGAUUUUGCAACUCAUGUUUUCUGCCACUCAUUAGCCCUUUGCCAGGAAGGUCGUGAGGUCCGUCGUAGGGUGCCCCAUCCUGGGUUCAAUGCUCAACCGGUCUUGGUUAUGAUCCCACCUGGGGAGCAAUCCAUGGGCCGUGGAGCCUGAAAUUCGUCCUUUGCCAGCAUCAGAAACUUAUCAUCCGGUUUAUACUUAUUUGGGGUUUGAUAUUAUAGAUGUCACGUUAAAGUUUCUGAAGACCAUAUUGCUUUGUUAGAUCAACCCAUAGCAUAAAUAAAUAAGUACUCGUUGAUUUUGAA